Molecule: messenger RNA, 1332 nt
Organism: Esox lucius (northern pike)
Lineage: Eukaryota; Metazoa; Chordata; Actinopteri; Esociformes; Esocidae
Product: P2Y purinoceptor 1
Exons: 2
Coding region: 86-1147 (353 amino acids)
Biological process (GO): G protein-coupled receptor signaling pathway
Cellular component (GO): plasma membrane
Molecular function (GO): G protein-coupled receptor activity
Source: RefSeq, a predicted model, not a curated record
CAGUUGAGAAGCACACUCCCAGUGACAGCAUUCUGACUGACAGGCAGGCGGGCUGAGGGAGUGAAGCCCCAACUCUCCUGUUGCCAUGAUACCCCUCUUCCUCAAUAACUCCUCAUCAAUACCUCCAACUCUGCUUAUCAAACCAGUGCUGUUCCUGUCCCUGAACCAGUCAGAGGCGUUCUGCAGCCAGUUUGAGAACAGCCGAUGGUACUGCUAUGUGCUCCUGGUCUUCUUCACCUUUGCCCUGCCAGUUGGCAUCCUGGGCAAUGUGGCGGCGCUGCUCAAUUACACCUGCUUCCGGACCACUAGUCUAUCCACAAGCAACGUGUUCCUCCUCCACCUGGCUCUGUGUGAUUCUGCCUGGAUCCUCACCCUCCCCUUCACCAUCUACUUCAGCCUCCAGAGGCCCUUCCUCAGGGACACCCAGACCUUCUGCCAGCUCAAGAAGAUCUUCUUCAACAUUAACAUCUACGGGAGUAUUUUCUUCCUCACCUUGAUCAGCUUUGACCGCUACGCUGGUACCGUGCACCCCAUCAGCUCCCUCCGGUGGUGGGAUGUAGGUAAAGCCAAAUUCUGCUCUGCCUGCGUCUGGGUGUUGCUCUUCCUGGGAUCCAUCCCCGAUCUUUUCGUGACCUUUGCCAUCCAGAGACCAGGGAACGUGACCGUGUGCAUGGACCACAUCCAGGGUCCGUUCGUCUUCGUGAAAACCAUCUCCAUCUCUAGGACUUUGGUGGGCUUCGCCCUGCCUUUCAGCGUCAUGCUGGUCUUCUACGCGAUGACGGUGCGGGUGUUACGGGGCCUGCCUGUGGGGAAGAGGAGAGGGAACCGGGGUCAAUGGGCGGGGAAGCCCCUGCUGCUCAUCAGCGCCGCCCUGCUGGUGUUCGUGGUGUCCUUCGUACCCUACCACAUCAUGAUUAUGACCCUGCUCUUCCUUAGGAUCCGCGGCCGGGUGACUCCGGACAACGUCAACAUGCUCUUCGCCUCCUAUGAGUUCUUCGAGGCCAUGUGUAGUGUGAGCAGCUGCCUGGACCCUGUGCUGUACAUCCUGGCCAGUGAAAGGUUCCAGAAGAGACUCCAGGCCCUGAGGAGGGGCCACUACAGGGCCCUGUGCUGCAGGCACACAAGGAGGGUGGGGGUGGAGGGCUGACGGAGGAGGAUGGACUCUCCUAUUAUUAUUCUCAAUUCAAAUUAAUUCAGUUACCUAACAGGUCGCUGUCCUAUGAGAUUAUUUAAUGAUGGAACCGGUAUAGCCAUGCAAAUCCCAGCGAUGUCACAAAUGGUAUGCUGACCAGGGAGAAGCAAGAGUCUGUGUUCAUCAGGGUAGAUUUAAUU